Gasterosteus aculeatus aculeatus (three-spined stickleback) is the source of this 1395-nucleotide messenger RNA. The record is from RefSeq and is a predicted model, not a curated record. Lineage: Eukaryota; Metazoa; Chordata; Actinopteri; Perciformes; Gasterosteidae.
CAUUUCAUCGGUAAUUAAGCAACGAUGUCUUCAGUUGAGAAUUUGAGAGAGUUUGUCAACGAGCGACUAUCUGCUGUUGCUGAAGAAAUAUUCGGAGUUUUUAAAAAAACCGUCGUCGAGUACCAGGAAGAGAUCGACCGACAGCGCAGACUGUUGGAUGUUUUUUGGAAACCCGAAGUGAGGUUACACAGGAUAGAGCUCCCACAGUCACGUGUCUGUAAGGAGGAGGAGCUUCUCUCUGAGCAGCAGCUCUGUCUCCAGGAGAGGAAGCCCAGUCUGGACCAAGAGGACCCAGAUCCUCCAGAGAUUAAAGAGGAACAGGAGGAACUCUGCACCAGUCCAGAGGGAGAGCAGCUUGAACCGAAGCAGGAGGCCUUUACGUUGACUCCUACUUGUGAGGAAAGAGGCCACGGUGAAGAUCAACUUCUGGACUCGUGUACUGAUGAAGCUGAGAGUGUGGUACAGGAAACAUCUCUAGAAUACAUUUCAGUUGAAAGCACCGCUGUAGUUGAACUAAACAAUGACCACCAGCUUCUCUCUCACAAUCCUCAUGAAUCUGAUGGCCGAGAUCAGAAAGGAGUAAAACUUAGUUUAACAUCAAACAAGGAACCAGUUCCUCCGGGUGAGAAGCCAAUUUUGUGCAGAGAUUGUGGGAAAUACUUUCAACUUAAAAAUAGCUUGUUGGGCCACGUGAGAAGAACCCACAGAGUUGAUGAACCAUUUGUAUGCAACACAUGUGGGAAAAGAUUCAUUUAUAAAUCAACAUUUGAGACUCAUAAAACAGUCCAUAGUGAAGAGAAACCAUUUUCUUGCAAAACAUGUGGAAAAUAUUUCAAAUGUAGUAGUGACCUAAAGUUCCACAUGAAAGUACACACAGGGGAAAGGCCACAUCUUUGUAGCACCUGUGGGAAAACAUUUACACGGAAAUCACAUUUGAAGUCUCAUAUAUUAAUUCAUAGUGGGGAGAAGCCAUAUUCCUGCGUCACCUGCGGGAAAAAAUUUGCUCAGCCAUCAAAUUUGACGUCUCAUAUAAGAAGCCACAAUGGGGAAAGGCCAUAUUCCUGCAUCACCUGCGGGAAAGCAUUCAUUCAGGCAUCAGUAUUGAAGCGUCAUAAAAGAACUCAUAGUGGGGAGAAGCCAUAUUCCUGCAUCACCUGCGGGAAAGCAUUCACUCAGGCAUCAGUAUUGAAGCGUCAUAUAAUAAUUCAUACUGGGGAGAAGCCAUAUUCCUGUAAAAUAUGUAAAAGUGGUUUCAGGAGUUCUAGUAACCUAAUUGUCCACAUGAGAAGAACCCACGAGGGUGAGACGUCAUAGAGUAAAUAUUUGGAGCAAUUUUUAAGAUUGAAAAGGCGUUGAAGCUUUCUAUAAGAACAGAACACAAAUGCUUCAUUUAAG